This is a messenger RNA of Solenopsis invicta (red fire ant), 981 nucleotides long. It is a transcript of the gene eEF1beta, whose product is annotated as elongation factor 1-beta'. The record is from RefSeq and is a predicted model, not a curated record. The transcript is spliced from 3 exons. Gene Ontology annotation, molecular function: guanyl-nucleotide exchange factor activity; translation elongation factor activity. Gene Ontology annotation, biological process: translational elongation. Lineage: Eukaryota; Metazoa; Arthropoda; Insecta; Hymenoptera; Formicidae. The coding region runs from base 167 to 835 and encodes 222 amino acids. Gene Ontology annotation, cellular component: cytosol; eukaryotic translation elongation factor 1 complex.
CACGUCGGUGCUCUCAAAUCGAGCUCCGCGAACCGGGUUGGAUCCGGCCGCGGUGGCCCUCGCCGCGCGCAGCUCUCUCUUCCGGCGACCAGACGAAGGGGUCCUCGCUGCUGACUCGUCUCUAGCUUGCGGUCAACUAUUUACACGCUCGGAACACAUUUUCACCAUGUCUAUCGGUGACCUGAAGACCGAUAAGGGCAUCGAGAACCUUAACGACUACCUCGCCAACCGCAGUUAUAUCGAGGGGUGGCAACCAACUCAGGCCGAUGUUGCAGUAUUUGAGGCACUGGGGAAACCACCAACACAACAAUCUGUGAACUAUCAUGUAAUCCGUUGGUACAACCACAUAAAAUCGUACGAUUUGAAAUCGCUUCCUGGAGAAAAGAAAGUACCUGCCAUCUUUGGCACCUCUAGUGUCCCAGCUUCGUCCACAGGAAAGUCAAACGACGAUGAUGACGACAUAGAUCUCUUUGGUUCGGACGAGGAAGAGGAUGCGGAAGCUGCGAAAAUCAGGGAAGAAAGAUUAAAGGCGUACGCGGAGAAAAAAUCAAAAAAGCCCGCAGUCAUCGCCAAGUCAAGUAUCGUGAUGGACGUGAAGAGCUGGGGAGAUGAAACUGAUAUGAAGGAAAUGGAGAACGCAGUGAGAUCGAUUCAAAUGGACGGUCUUGUUUGGGGUGCAUCAAAACUUGUUCCAGUGGGCUAUGGCAUAAACAAGUUACAAAUAAUGUGUGUGAUAGAAGACGAGAAAGUAUCGGUGGAUUUGCUGAUUGAACAGAUUCAAGAAUUCGAGGAAUUAGUUCAAUCCGUAGACAUUGCUUCGUUCAACAAGAUCUAAGAUCUAAAUAAACAGCUCAUUACUUUUAAUAUUGAAUUAAUAAAUAUUAAUUGUUUGUAUAUACACAAUUUGUUACUCUUUUAAUAUGCCCGAAGGCUUCCUACACAAUGCACUUUUCAAGAGAAUACAAUUCUAUUAGAGCAUCA